CACCGUGAGGCUGCUUCGUUUGUUGCUUGCAGCGGCUGCCCAAACUUUGGGUGGUUUAAUUCUACCUGUUGGGCCGCACAGUUCGGGGUGUAGUGCAUCCGUUCCACCCUCGAGUUCGCUCGGCGAACACGCGCGAGAACAGCGAGAGCAGAGGAAAACGAGAGAGAGAGAGCUCGUGGUGACGAGAGUCUCGCGCGGCUUCGACACGCACCGGACGUCGCUCGAUCUCGUCGCGCCGGAGUAUAGUACGCUCGCGUCCGCGAUCUACGGCGACGAUGUCGUCGUGCUUCCCGUACACGUCGCCGUUCACCACGUCCACCGCGUCGCCGUCGCGCUCCUCACCGUCGUUGUUGUCGCGGCCGUCGUCGCGCCCGUCGUCGUCGCAGCCGCGGUCUGCGCGAGCGUGCGCGUGUGCCUGAAGCCGGUGUGCAAGUGCGAAGAUCGUGGACAGACGAUCCGGUUUGGAAAAACCGUUCCCGUGAGUCCGGAUCCUCGUGACUCGUCGAAAAGAGGGGUGUGCGCGAAAGGAACGAUAGCGCUUGGUGACUGGCUAAGCGGAACGCGGCCGAGGAAUGGACCAGAAACGAGGAUAAUGAGGUGCGCGGAGUGAAUUUUGUGAGUUACGCCGGGUGCUUCUUUGUCUCGCUGUCUGUCUCACUCGUGAAUCCCAGUCGGAGGAAAAUCUCGAACGCGAACUUUACGUGUCUGGGAUCGCGCGAAAACGGACAGAAAGAAGGAGAGGAGGAGGAGGAGGAAGAAGAAGAAGAGGAAGAGGAAGAGGAAGAAGAGGAGGAAGAAGAAUAACAACAACAAGAAGAACAAGAAGAACAAGAAACGAUAACUCAUCGUGUGUCGAACCGUGCGUGUCGUGAUAUAAAUACAAAAGAGAAACAAAAAAAAAAAAGAAAAAGAAAGAAAGAAAGAAAAAAAGAGCAACCCGCGACAGGGUAGCCCCUGUCCCCGAAGAGAAGGCCUCGAACUGUUCGAAACCGCGAGAAAUUCACGCUUGGAACGGGUCGAUCCAUCGCGAAGGUGGUGACACUAUCAUCCGUGGAGAUGUGAUCCGGAACACAGGAGGGACGCUUAGUAGUUUGUAGUUGGCCCCCUCCCCCCUAGCCACCCCACCCCACCAGCACCCUUCGACCUACCACCUACCACCACCGUUUCUCUACCACCUUUCUUCUACUGCUCUCCACGUACGUACACGUCUACACAAGCGCACCGGCAACCGUCCAACCGUUUCCAGCCACCGGCAUCACACCGACAUCGACGUCCAUCCAUCUUCCCGAGAAUAUAUCGACUCUCUCGCUCUUUAUCUCUUUCUCUUUCUCUCUCUCUCUCUCUCUUCGUCUCUCUCUCUCUCUAUCUCUCUUUCCCCUCGUAUGCACCGAGGCUUCCUCCAAUUCCGAUCCUGCGAGAUACGCGCGAGAUUACCCCCUUCAGAUACGCUGUCCUCUCUACCCGAGAGCUCCGACAAAGUGAGUAUCUCGUCUAGCCGGCUCUCUAGUUCGAUAUCUCUUCGGCUAUCCACUGUUGACUCGUUUAACCCGCCAUCUCUACCGUCGACCUCUUCUCCGCGGAUGUUCACCGGCUACCUGCGCGAUGACGCACAGGUGACGCGCAGAUCCCAGACUGCUCCUCUUCCCACACGUUUCAAUCAAGUGCCAUACAACGCUCAGCAGAAGACUGUGAUACGCAUUACCUAUGCCUAGAAUCCGUUCGUUCAUCACGUAGACGAUAUUAGGACGAUAUUAGUCGAGCAAGAUCGAAGAAGAGUGGGAGGCUCGGUGGGGUACGCCACGUUGAUAAGAAACGCCACGAUUAGACGAACUGGAAAGAGAAGUGGAAGACUGCGAGGGAGAAUGUCGACUUGCACCGACGAGGCCGACAACGCACCCCUGCACAUGCAGGAGGCUCUAUCCCCGGUGCAGGAGGGGCCAGUGUCUCCGGCAUCCUCCUCGCUGAGCAACCAGAAUCAAAACGAGAGCGAGCAGCAGGUAUUACUCGCGACGAUGCAGCCUGUCAACGUUCUAGACCUGCACGAGCCAGCCACAGUUCACUCGCUCCAUCCCAAGUACCAUCAUCACCACCACCGCCAUCACCACCAUCACCACCACCACCACCAUCAACAGCAACAGCACAUCCAGCCGGAUCCGGACGACGUCCAACAGAGGGGCGACGAUCCCGACGGUCGAGUGACGCCUGGCGCCGACCCAGCCGCCGCCAACACGACGCUGGGCGUCGGCGAGCACAAGAUGAUCGAUCUGAUCUACAACGACGGCCAGAAGACCGUCAUGUACACCCACGACAAGGAGAUCAUCUACGAAAACGAGGCGGAUCGCGUCCAGGUGGUCGAGUACCCACCCCCGCCACCCUCGCCGCCAUCCCCCUCGCCACCCUCCGCGGUCACCAGAGCCGGACUACUGCCGCCCGCCUGCGUCACACCCAGAUCCGGCUCCGCGACGGCGUUGCACCUUCAUCAUUAUCCCCAACUGCAGUUGCAACACGAGGACGACCUUCCACCGGGUGUCCGCCACGCGGUCAACGCCACCGUGCCUAAUUGUGGCGCGGCUACGACGACCACCACCGUGCUGGUGCUCUCGGAAUUGGUCGCUGCUGACCCCGCCGCUGGUGCUGCCGCUGCCCAACAACUCACCCUCACCGCCGCCGCCGCCGCUGCCUCCCUUCGUGCUGGACGGCGAAGCCGCGGGGAGGAGGACACGAGCGGCGUUGAGGAGAACUCGCAGCAGCAGCAGCAGGCGAGCUACGUGGGGGGAGGUCAGCGCGACACGGAGGAAGAGGAAGAGCUGGGGGCAGAGGAGGCGGCGGCGCAGGCGGCGCAGUCCCUGCAGAGCGGCGCCGAGGGCGCCGAUCCGGAGGUACACAAGAGGGUUGCUGCGGUGCAGGUGCAGGUGCAGGGUAUGGAGGGCGACUGGCGGACCUACUGCGAGCACCCGCUCUCGGUGGCGACCGCGGCCAUGCUCAAUCUUCAACAGCAGCACCAGGUCUCGGCCGUGGCGAGCCACGGCGACGACCCAGCCCCCUACGUCUACGAAUAUUACAAACUGCCCGACAAGAACGCCGACGUCAAGUUGCCGCCUACCCACGAACUUUGGUCCACGGGUGUGAUGGGCCAGAAGCUGCUGGUGCAGGAGGCGCCUGGCUCCGGUUCCGGUUCGGCGAAUCGGAUGGAAGGCGGCGAAGGCGCCGGUGGGGGGGAGCUGCACCACUUCCUCCACCAGUACAACCAACAGUCCCACAGUCCCGGGCAGAGCCUGCAGGGUGGCCUUCCGCUUCCGCUCAGCCCGCAGUCCCUCAGACACGACGGCUCCUCGAGCACCGGGAUCGCAGGAGUGAAAAGGGAGCCGGAGGAUUUGAGCUCGUCGAGAGGGGCGCAACAGUCCAGCAAAAGGCACAAGCAGGCGCAGCCGGACAGUCCCACGCCGCCGGGGAUGUACCAUCAUCAUCAGCAUCAACUGCAGGUUCAACAAUACGGCAGCCCCUACGACCCUUACAGCUCGUGCAGCCCCCGGCUCCAGUCAACGACGUACACGUCGACCUCGGCGACGGGCGCAGCCAACACCGGGAAUCCGAGCGGGUUGCACCAGGAGGCGACCGCGGUCUAUGUGACGGGGGACGCCCUGCCACCCUUGGCAUCCUCGAGCUCGUCCUCGUUAUCGACCACCACCGCUUCGUACACGAGGUACGAGGUUGUGCCAAGCUCUUACGCGACGACACACGCGAUACGCUCCUCGUCGAGCAGCAGCAAAGUCCUCACCGUUGAUCUUCCCAGCCCCGACUCCGGGAUCGGCGCGGACGCGGUCACGCCCAGGCAAGAUCAUCAUCCGCCCACGGCGCUGCAUCAGUCCUCGUUCGACUACACGGAAUUAUGUCCCGGUGGAACGGCCGCUGGAGCUGCUGUGGUUCUCGAGAGCGGUGCUGUUAUACACCACCAACCAUUGCAGCUGCAGCUGCAGCAAAGCCACGCGCAAGCACAGGUGCAACGGGGAGCUUUGGUUUCCUCUGCGGCAACCAACUCCAAUCCUAACCCGAAUCCUCCGAGGUCGCGGCCUUGGCACGAUUUUGGAAGGCAGAACGACGCGGACAAAAUCCAGAUACCAAAAAUAUUCUCCGCCUAUGGAUUCAAAUAUCAUCUAGAAUCACCAAUUAGCACGUCGCAGCGUCGAGAGGACGAUAGAAUCACGUAUAUUAAUAAAGGACAAUUCUAUGGAAUCACGCUAGACUAUGUUCCUGAUCCUGACAAACCUUCUUUAAAGGCUGGCCAAACUGUUAAGAGCGUAGUAAUGUUGAUGUUCCGAGAAGAGAAGAGCCCAGAAGACGAGAUUAAGGCGUGGCAGUUCUGGCACGGAAGGCAACAUUCUGUCAAGCAACGUAUUCUCGACGCUGACACGAAGAACAGCGUGGGACUGGUGGGCUGCAUAGAAGAAGUUGCGCACAAUGCGAUUGCCGUUUAUUGGAACCCACUCGAAUCCUCGGCGAAGAUCAACGUGGCCGUGCAAUGUCUGAGCACCGACUUCUCCAGUCAAAAAGGCGUGAAAGGAUUGCCUCUGCAUAUCCAGGUGGACACGUACGAGGACCCACCGCCGCACACUCACACGUACACACCACCCUCGCAUCGCGGCUAUUGCCAGAUCAAAGUGUUUUGCGACAAGGGAGCUGAAAGGAAGACUCGCGACGAGGAGAGGAGAGCAGCGAAGAGAAAGAUGACGGCGACCGGUAGGAAAAAGCUCGACGAGCUCUAUCAUUCCGUCACGGAACGCAGCGAAUUUUACUCCAUGGUCGAUCUUCAUAAACCUCCGGUCCUCUUCUCUCCACCAGCGGAGCACACUAUAGACAAGUUUUCGACGAUGGAGUUGUCGGGCUUCUACGGAGGUGGCGGCGGGGGCGGUGGCGAUACAGACACAUCGUCCCUGAGCAAUGGCGAGGGCGGAGGAUUGAAGGCGGGGGGCAGCAGCCCUUAUCCUGCCUGCGGGAGACCGAGCUUGCCGGCCCUCAAGUUCCACAACCACUUCCCGCCCGACAAUCUGACCAGCCUGCACGACAAGAAGGACUCGUUGCUGAUGCAGGUGCAGGAGCUGCAAGGCUCGGUGCUGCAGGGGGUGCAGCAAGGCCUCGCCGGGACGGUGGUGUCCGGGGUCGGGAACCGGCUGCAUCUGCAACAGCAACCGCCCCAUCUACGCCCAACAGACGCCGAGGAACGAGUGAUGCUGUACGUCCGCCAGGAGUCAGAGGACGUGUACACGCCGCUGCACGUUACGCCGCCCACCGUUCAAGGAUUGUUGAACGCUAUUGAGUCAAAGUACAAAAUUGCAUCCUCGAGUAUUAAUAACCUCUAUCGCAAAAACACAAAGGGAAUUACAGCGAAAAUUGACGACGAUAUGAUCCGAUAUUACGUGGACGAGGAUCUGUUCCUGCUGGAGGUAACCCAUUCCCGAGUGGCGAACCCGGACCCGAGCAACGAGCGCAACCCGGCCAAUCCUGGAUCACCCGGUGAUCCUGGCGAUCCAAGCGAUCAGCCAGCCACCGCGGGCUACGACGUCACCUUGAUCGAACUACCCUCGGCGUCGGCGCACAUAGCUCACUCGCCCCUCAAUUCCGCGCAUGGCCACGCGCACGUUCACGAGAGCGGCAACACGUGAACAUGUUCUUCGAAAGCGCGAGGAAGAAGAAGAAGAUGAUGAUGAUGAAGAUGAGGAUGAAGAAAGAUGGAUGUAAUUACACGUGGCUUUCGUCGUUUUUGUGUAAAUAAGUCUGAGAGAGAGAGAGAGAGAGGGAGGGACAAAGGCAACCGUCGAUGGUCGGCGAGAAACAUCGUCGACACGGUGCAAUGAGAGUAAUAAGAAUUAUUGGACGUUAUUUCGAUAUCGGAGAAAGCUCUUCAGGGACCUGCUUUUUGAAGAAAUCGCGUCGAGCGGAAGAAGGAGAGGGAAGAAAAGAUAGAGAAGAGGAUUUGAACGAUGGAUUAUUGAUUAAUUGCCACUCUACCCCACCAGUGUUUAUCUUUUAAGGAACAAAUUUACGGAAGGAAGAAGAAAACUUGGGAGUGAAGAAUAAUUAAUGAGUAAUAUCCAACGAGAUUGGAUUUGGACGUGUAAGUCGAACUCGAAAUGAAACACAAAAUGAGAGAAAGAUGUUCUUCAAUAUCGUACAACACGAGAAGUCAAAAAAGGGAAAGAAAAACAAUCGUUAGUUGAUAGUGAUCGUCUUGUGUAACGUUUUGAACGGAUCGUGCCUGUUGGAUCAUCGAUAUACAGAUAGUUUCAACGAUGUGGAGAAUUUCGUGGAUACGGGGUGAUGUUUCGUUAUGAUUCGAAUAUGAAUAUAAAAAAAUCGAUAUUUUUUUUUCUCUCUUUUACAAUUUUCUUCGUGGAAAUGCAUAUUAUACAUCGACGGAUCCUCUUGAUCGAGGAAUUUAUAAUUCGAAAGGAAAAAGAAAAAAAAACAUACCUCGUAUGCACGAAAUGUAACGAU
This is a messenger RNA of Apis mellifera (honey bee), 6492 nucleotides long. RefSeq names its product protein grainyhead (gene grh). The record is from RefSeq and is a predicted model, not a curated record. Gene Ontology annotation, cellular component: nucleus. Gene Ontology annotation, molecular function: DNA-binding transcription activator activity, RNA polymerase II-specific; RNA polymerase II cis-regulatory region sequence-specific DNA binding. Gene Ontology annotation, biological process: regulation of transcription by RNA polymerase II. The transcript is spliced from 15 exons. NCBI's taxonomy places the organism in Eukaryota, Metazoa, Arthropoda, Insecta, Hymenoptera, Apidae. The coding region runs from base 1863 to 5660 and encodes 1265 amino acids.